Messenger RNA from Gorilla gorilla gorilla (western lowland gorilla), 16801 nucleotides. Its product is annotated as golgin subfamily A member 6-like protein 9. The transcript is spliced from 17 exons. NCBI's taxonomy places the organism in Eukaryota, Metazoa, Chordata, Mammalia, Primates, Hominidae. The coding region runs from base 12781 to 14040 and encodes 419 amino acids. The record is from RefSeq and is a predicted model, not a curated record.
GUGUACUCACGGGAGGACUCGCAGACGUUACUGCCGUCUUGCGUGCCCCGGCCACCCCCGGGCAGCUUGUAGCCGGUGCGCGGGGUGGCUGGGGCUACGUGCAGAGCUGUCGCGGAGCCGGAGCAGCAGCGGUGAAUCCCCUCGGCUCGGCCGAGACCGCCGUGCCCAUUGCUCGCCUCGGUUGCCGCCGCUUUAGCCGCAGCCGCUGCUGCCGCCGCCGGGGGAGAGGCAGCCUAUUGUCUUUCUCCGCGGCGAAGGUGAGGAGCUGUCUCGGCUCGGCCCGCGGGGGAGCCCCGGGAGCCGCACGAAUGGGACAACAGAAGAAGUGACUUCAAAAGAAGACGAAGAAGAAGAGAUGGAUGAAGAUAUAGAAGACUUAGAUCACUAUGAGAUGAAAGAAGAGCCUAUUAGUGAGAAGAAGUUGGAGGAUGAAGGAACUGAAAAAGAAAAUUGGGCAAUAUUAGAGAAAAUUAGGAAGACUGAAAGGCAAGGCCAUUAAAUGUGUUGACCCUGAUAGUCCUUUGCACAGUGAUCUUUAGAUCUUAAAAAGAAGAGAUAGGAGACAUUUUGCUUAUCUUUCAAGUGUUCCUGACAGCAUCUCAGAGGAUGGUGUCCUCUGGCUUACUCUCUGGGAAAUGCUGCUCUGUUGGAAAUCCGGAGUUCUGAGUGAUCCCCAUGUGUUUUCUGCUGCAGAGCAGGACAUGCUGAAGUGAUUCCUUCGUGAGCAGAUGUCAGAGGUCUCCCUCUGACAGCUUGUUACAAAGUUGAUCACGAAUAUACUGUUAUGGUGAGUUGAAGUCCCAGGUUGGGUGUGAAGCAGAGUUGUUUAGAAUUGUGUACUAUUUUGUUACCUUUAAAGCUUCUCUAGGCUGUUUUGGUUUUGGCAGUAAAAUUGCUAUAAAAAGUACUUCUCUUGGCAUAAAACCUCAUGGUCAGUUUUGGAAGUUCAGUGUUAGGUAACCCAGCCAAAUACUUACGUAUACAAAAUAAACACAAGACUGAAAAAUAGUAAGUGUUUAACCUUUGUGUCUCUUGCUCACUACAGCAGGCUUUUUACUAGCCACCAAGCCAUAGUUCUUUUGUUUUUCAUAGUUGAAUGUUAAAAUGUCUUUUUAAUGAGGCCCUUACUGAUUGGGGAGAAAGGACAUAAGUAUUGUGCUUUAGUUUUAUGUGCUGGUUUAUAAAAUUGUGUAUGUUGACUCAAUAUCCCCAUAAGCAUAGGGAAAGGAAAACGGGUCAUUUUUUGUUCAGAAUCUUAUUUGAGAAAAAAAAUGAUCAAAGAAAAGAUUUGGAUAAAAAUCUGCAAAUUCAGGAUAAAUAUAUGAAAACAUUUUAAAAUGUGAUUAUGAAAUAGACCAGUAUAGCUUUUCAACAUUUUGUUGUAAGAAUCCCAAGAAUGUAAGUUUAUGAUGUUAGUAUACCACCUAGAAUCGAGACAAAUACAUGAAGUUAUGAAUCAUGCCAUUUUCAGUUUUAAAAUCUGUUACAUAGUUUCUUCAUUGAUUCUUUUUUGCCACAGUGUGUUAUGGUCCUCAUUAUUUGGAUGAAUAAUUUGAAUAAUAAGUCAGCUUGUGACUUAGCCAAAUAAAUCUUCUGAUUCCUAGUAAAGUGUUUUUCAUUAUACGAAAUGCCAGCUAUGUAAGAGGAGAUUAAAAGUACUAAGAACUGUAAGUACUGCAUUGAUUAUCAUAUGCUAACCAUGGGCCAGGCACGGUGGCACACACCUAUAAUCCCAGCACUUUGGGAGGCUGAGGCGGGUGGAUCACUUGAGGUCAGGAGUUCAAGACCAUCCUGGCCAAGAUGGUGAAACCCCCGUCUCUACCAAAAAUACAAAAAAUUUGCCAGAUGUGGUGGUGCAUACUGGUAAUCCCAGCUACUCAGGAGGCUGAGUCAGGAGAAUCGCUUGAACUCGGGAGGCAGAGGUUGCAGUGAGCUGAGAUCGUGCCACUGCGCUCCAGCCUGGGUGACAAAGAUAAACUCCAUCUGAACAAAAAAGAAAAAGAAAAGCUAAGCAUGGACUUAAUUUCUCUGAGAUUUAAAGCUGCAAAGAGUUGCUCUUCAUGAAGUAGAUGGGAUCUCAGCUGGGCAGUGAAAUGUGAGUGGGGUUUGGUCAGCUGGUGGAGGUUGCAGGAAAAUUAUUUACAGAGGUGAAGAGUAAGCACAAUCAGGUAUCUAGGAAAGAGAAUGAGGGGUUCAGAGUAUACGAAACCAAUUUGAGCUAUAACACAAGGAGGGUAGGAUUCAUGUAGAAGAGUUGUAGGAAAUAUUGCGGAUGUAAUAUUUUGUACUCGAACAGUUCUGUGGAUUGGUGACAGAUUUUUUUUUCAGGUAAGUAAACUAUUACCCCUGGAUAUUCAUCUUUCUAUGUAGCUGGUUGAGAAACAGGGGAGUAACAGUAAAGAAACUGUUUUAGAAUAAAUCUGGUGACAGCAGAAGAGAAUAUGAGACACAUUGUGCUCACAGAGCCUAGAAGAGUGUGACAGUAGUUGAGGGCACCGCUGUUGUCUUAGAGUGAAGUGAGGAGAACCUACAUUGGUGUGGUAGUCAUGGGAGUGGAAGGAGGAAUGAAAUGUGAAAGCCCAUUGGAGGCAGAAUCAAAAUGGCUUGGUCUUAAUAGUCAACUAUUAAGUAAGGAGGAAUUAUUGGCUGACUUAGGAAGAAGUGAAAAAUGUGAAAUACCAAUAAAACACCAGGCUUGCAAUUUUAGUCAGGGUAAAGCUUAAGCGUUGUGUGAUUCUAGAUAGAUUACUGAGGAGUUUUGUUCCAUUUAUUUUAUAUCCCAUAUCUUUGAGCUAUGAUCCUAUUCUUUAUUUCUUGACAUACCCAAACAUUUUUUAAACUAUUGUGAUACAGCUUUGAUAUGAUAAGCCUCACUCUUUGAAGUGUACAGUUCGGUGGUUUUUAGUAUAUUUAGAGUUAUGCAGCCAUUACCACUACCUAAUUUCAGAACCUUUUCUUCUCCCCAAAAAGAAACCCCAUGCCCAUUAGCAGUCACUCUGUAUACUCGUCUCCCCCACCGUUGAUCCUGGCGACCUCUGAUCUAAUUUCUGUCUCUGUAGAUUUGCCUAUCCUGGACAUUUCAUAUAAAUAGAAUCAUACAAAAUGUGGCAUUUUGUGAUUGACUUUUCUUUGAAGUGAUUAUAAAGCAAAUGUCUGAAGAGGCCAAGCUUAGGAUAGUGUUUGCUGUACAGCUUUGACAACUGAAUUUUUUUCAGUUGAAAAUAUUACUGUGUCUGUAUAUGUGGCAUAUUAUCCUUAGAUGACCGUUACUUCAGUUAUUAGAAUUUUUUUCCCUAGUAUUCUUGAACUGUCUCAAUAUUCAGUAGGAACCCUUUGGAGACAAAGAGCAGUAAGAAUUUGGAACACAUAUUGACGAAAUGAAUGUCAUUUAAUACAGUAGUAGAGUCUACCACUUUUAGGUGUCAGUGCUGCUGGAAGUGUAUAUUAAGGAAAAGUUUACUUAUCUUACUUAUCUAGUGAAGGUACUAGAACUACUUCUGUCUUCUGUUUAGAUUUCAACAAACAUUUGCAUAGGUAUUACGCGGUUGUACAAAUGUACUGUCUUUUGACCUGAAAAUGCAAAAACUUCCUUUCUUCCCACUUUCUGAGACUCUGCAACCUUAAAGGAAGAGUGGUGUACUUUAAAGGAAAGGUGGUGAUGGUUGGCUAAUGGGUAACAAUGUCUACAAUAUACUUCCUUUUCCCAAAACAAGUUCCUGUCUACCAUCAGCAUCUCCAAAAUUUGAAGAUCAAGUGUGGUGUUAACUCAUUAACUAAAUGACUAGACUUUGAGCAGUUGUGGAACCAAAAUCUGAGUGAGUGCCUGGAUGUUCUAAUUCUGUUAAAUCAGUGAGUGCACAUUAUAUACAAUACUCUCUUAGCCCAGUGGCAGAUUUAAGGAGUGAGAGAGAGAUUUCAAAUGUUUCAGAAAUCAAAUACACAAAGAAUAAAAAUUUGUAAUCCCAUGAUUGUUUACCUGAGUGUAAUUUUUCGGAGAGUUUUUCUUUUAGAUUUUCUUUUCCUUCCAUUAAACUUUCACUUUGAAAGUUCCCAGGGUUUGGGCAAAGCAAGUGGGAAAGACACUUGCUUGGAUUCUCCAGGGCAAGGGAGUUAAAGAAGACUUCUUUCCCUCAUUUUAUUAUUGAAUAAUGUCAUGAAAACAAUUAUUAAGGUGAAUGGUCUACAGUAGAAGUUUUUAGAUGCCUUCUCUGCAAAAUAAUUUGGUUUAGUCAAUGCAAGGAUGCCUUUGGUUAGCUGGAAUGGAAGAUGCGCAGGCUAGAGUGGUCUUGGCAAGUCUUCUGGGGGGAAAUACAGCAUUUGGAAGGGUAGGAAGCAGAAGGAAUCUCAAGCAAGGGAAAGGUGUGGGCAGAGCCCCGGAGGACAGAACCGUUUGUGGUGGACUUGGUGUCCACAUAGAUCUAAUCAGUGGUCUUAGCUUUUGUGUUUUCAAAAUUACCACAGUUUUUGUUCUAAAACUAUCAUUCCCUUGAUUUUACUUUAGGCAUGCUAUCUGUGUAUUUUGAAAUUUAAAAUAGCAUUAAAGGAGAAAUGAAAUUAUUUUGUUUGAGAAAGAAUUAAAAGGUUAAAACAUCUUGAUCUAAAUAAUUUUCUAAUGGGAGAUUUGGUACAUCCCCAGAAGUUGUCUUUGGUUCAGAGAACAGUCUUCAGACCUAGAAAGGACUUGAGGAGUCCCAGAGAGGAGCCGCAUGGUGUGAACCAUUCGAUUCUCACAACAGAAUGGAUAAGAACAAUUUCAACCAUGAAACCGUGCAGAUGUUCAUAUUUUGAAUAGGGUAUGUAUUGGGUGGAGGAGCAUUAUGUAUGGAACCUCUCACAAAACAGCUCCUACUUUCAAGAAUGAAAAAGGUAUCCCAGCAGUUUGGGAGGCUGAGGCAGGCAGAUCACGAGGUCAGGAGAUCGAGACCAUCCUGGCUAACACGGUGAAACCCCGUCUCUACUAAAAAAUACAAAAAAAAUAGCCGGGCGUGAUGGCGGGCGACUGUAGUCCCAGCUACCCGGGAGGCUGAGGCAGGAGAAUGGUGUGAACCCGGGAGGCAGAGCUUGCAGUGAGCUGAGAUGGUGCCACCGCACUCCAGCCUGGGUGACAGAGCGAGACUCCAUCUCAAAAAAAAAAAAACAGAAUGAAAAAGGCAAACCAGUAAAAUAACAUUGUACUUAGUGCUGAAUUUAUGCUAGGAUAGGCGUUAACAGUGACCUUUAUUUAAGGUUCUAAUUUGCUCAUGUUGGGCACUUAGAACAUUGGUUUGUUGUUUUUUUGUGAGAUUCUGGAAACAUUCCAAUUUUACCUUUUCCCCUUGACUCCAGACUUUUUAACAUUGGUCUGCUACUGUGAAGUUAUAUGCCAUUUGGUUAGGCCUUCUCAAGUGGGAACCAGGAACGCUGCUGUGCUCUAGAGAUGUUUUGUUCUUCCUGUAGGGCUGAAGCAGUGCCUACUCGAUAGAAUCAGUCAUCAUGCAAAUAAAAGCCACCUGAGUCAAAGGCAAAGCCAGAGUGCAGCUUGGAGCAAAGAAGCUCUUUCAAUCCUCUUAAUAACUAUCUGCAUUUUAUGGAUGAGGCAACUGAAGGUAGGUAACUCGUCCAAAGUCACAGGUGGCAGAGCAAGGAUUGGAACCAGACAGUCUGACUGCCCUAGGCCCAGCCAAGAGGAGCUGAGAGCAAGCCACGGGGCAGAAGGAUGUUGGAGGCUGGUUUUCUGUUCAGUUAACAUGAAAUGCAGGCUGUAACCUUAAUUCCAGGACAUUACUGAGAAAGCCUUCCAAAGCCAGAGGGUUGUUUUUUUGUUUGUUUUGUUUUGUUUUCCAUGACCAUGACUUUUGAGCAAAAAUUUGGUUUUGUUUAAAGGCAAUAUGGUGCUCUAAGAAACUUCCACUCACACUUAUGGAGGGAAUGGUAGUUGAGCUAAAUAGUGAAAUGCUGUAGCACACAGCCUUUAGGGCAGCUUCUGACCUAUUUCUAUGGUCAGGAAAGACACCUAUCUUUGCCUGCUGCCCACAGCCUCUAGUUAUUCACCUUCAGAAUUUCCUAGUCUGUGAUCACAUUCAGAUGAGAGAUCCGUUUUGUUUUUUCCAGGGUAGCAGGAAGUGAGUCACCACCUAUACUAAGCAGUCUACUGUGUAUAAAUGAGCAAGGGUGGGGAGCCAGAUUGGAGAACCUUGUGUAAUGCUGAGAUGCUCCAAGAGAAUCCAAGAGGAUGUCAGGAUUAUGCAUGGUGGCCACUUGCCCAUAUAACUUGGAGGAUAUUGAAGAAGAAUCAUACCGACCUGGUUCUGCUACCUAACAGCUGAGUUACUUUGGUCAAGCUCUUGGACUUCUGAGGCUGUUUCCUAAUUUCAAAAGUGGGUAUAUGAUGUGUUAGGCCCUGGUGCGUUGCAAGGAAGAGGUACACACAUAUCACCUUUGAUGAUGAGGGCCGAAUGUUAACUUGGAUGGAAAGUCAUCCAAACAGCGAUAUUGUCUCUGGCCCUAGUAAUUUCAAAACCUCACAGAAUAUUAAUUUAGCAGUAUUUAGGAUAGGGUUUGAGCUCUGAAGACCUACAGUGUGGUUAUUUGUUCAUAUGGCUGUUUUCCAUACUAGACCAUGAACUCCAUGAGGGCAGGGUCUACAGUUUCAUCUUUCUAUCCUAGGCACUCAGUUCAGUGCCUGAUACAUAAUAAUAGAGGCACAAAUGUUUUAAGAGUUGAGGAAUUUUCAACUCUUACUGAAAGAAUAGGAAGAUAUAAAAGCUUCUCAGAGACGGUAUUAUUUAAGCUGAUUUUGUUUUUGUUUUUGAGAUGAAGUCUCGUUCUGUCACCCAAGAUGGAGUGCAAUGGCGUGAUCUCAGCUCACUGCAACCUCUGCUUGCCAGGUUCAAGUGAUUCUUCUGCCUCAGUCUCCCAAGCAGCUGGGAUUACAGGCAUCCACCACCACACCCAGCUAUUUUUUGUAUUUUUAGUAAAGAUGAGGUUUCACCAUGUUGGCCAGGCUAGUCUCAAACUACUGAUCUGAGGUGAUCCGCCCACCUUGGCCUCCCAAAGUACUGGGAUUACAGGCAUGAGCCACCAUGCCCGGCUUAUUUAAGCUGAUUCUUUACGGGUAAGUAGAAAUUUUUUCCAGGUGAAUAAAACCUUGAGCUAUUAUUCCAAGCAGAGACCAGUAGGUGCAAAGACACAGGGAUAUAGAGAUGUUGAAGUUUACCAAACACUGCUAGAUUAAAAAAACAAAAAGGAAACUAUCAAAAUCAAAAAUUAAAAUUAAAAAUCACCUAAAAUACAAACUAUGAAUGGGCUUGGCCAGAGGUCACGUCGCAACUGAGUUAACUAUGACCGUAGACACUCAGUAAUGGAUGGAAGUUUUAGGGAAAACACAUAACAUUCUCAGGUUGUUGGCAGAGUAUCUGGAACAAUUUACAAAUACGGGCAUUGAAUUCUGGGAAUAAUUACACUGUAGUGAUAUCAUUUCCUUCUCUGCGUAUGAAGCAUGUAUGUAUUGCACACUGUUCAAGGUGCUGAAAAUCAGACUCUUCUCGAGCAAUCAAGGGAGAUGGAUGGGUGAGCAACUGAUUAUCAUGUGACAAGUGAGGUAAUAGAGAUAUGACUAAGAUGGUAUCUAAACAAGAAGAAAGGAAUUAUUCAUAAUAUAUGGAGUUCUGGGGAAAUAUUUCUCAAAUGAAGCCGGCCGGGCCGGAUGGCUCCCACUUGUAAUACCGGCACUUUGGGAGGUGGAAGUGGGAGGAUCCAGAGGAUCUAGGAGUUCAAGACCAGCCUGGUCAACAGAGCAAAGCCCUGCCUGUUUCUAUAUUUGAAAAAAAUAAAAUAAAUUUUUUAAAUGAAAUGAUAUUUGAGCACUCUGGAGCACCAUACAAAUAUAGGACAGACUGAAGGAAUGUAUCUGGCUUGAGUUAACAUUUAUUGAAAUUUUAUAUUGCAAAAAUAGUACAUAUUCACUGUUUUGAAACUAGAAAGAAUUGAUAGGCAAGGAGGGCUGUCUACAAAGCACUCCAUAGAUCCACCAUACUGAGACAAUGCUUAAUGCUUUGAUGGAUUUAUUGUAUACUAUCUAUGCAUAUGCAUGUAUUAUAUACAUACAUGUGCGUGGUUAAAUAGAAAUAUUUCUCCUUGGUGUUAAUCCAUUUAUUGUUAUGCAGUAAAUCCCCAAAGAGCACAUUUGCUUUGCCCAAGGGAGUCUUUUGCUACAUACUGCUGUACAUAAUGAAAACUAAAAAAUUGGCUAACUUUUCAGCCUUGUGACCUUGUGGUGAUUCAAAUAGAGGCUUCAUCAAAGGCAGAUUCAGAAAUGAACUUGGUGUGUGGGUAGUUAUGCUUGGCAUUAUUGUUUGUAAUAGUAUGAUAGGGAUGACUUCAGUGUCCACCAACAGGGAACUGGUUAAGUAAACUGUGGUACAUCCAAACGAUGAAUACUGUGCGGUUGUAAAGAAGAAUGACAAAGACCUCUGUACUCAUGUAGAAGAACUCACAUAUAUUGUGUGUGUUUUAAGAGGAACAAGGAAUGGUAUAGUAUGUAUGGUAUGCUACUUUUUGUGUUGAGAGAGAAGAGUAGAAUAAGAAUAUACGUGUGUAUUUGCAAAGAUAAAUUCUGAAAUGAUAUAUAAGAAACCAAUUAAAAGUGUUUGGCUGUAGAAAGAGAAUAAGACUGUGAAUGGGAUUUGGCCACAUACUUUUAUAGGUAGUUAUAUUUAAAAAUUUUCUGAACCAUGUGUUUGUACACAUGACCCUUUUAAAAAUAAGUGAAUGAAGGAAUGAAGUAGGAUUAUGAGAAAGAGAUAAGAACAAAGGAUCUAAGGGGCUGCCCAUCUUUUUAGUACCCAGCGAAUAUUAAUAUAUAACAAUAGCAGCAAAAAUUGGAAGAGUAGCCCCAGGAGGGUAGGGAGUCAGCCUUUCCUUUGUCUUUUCCUCAAUUUCAUAUAUUAAACAAAAUAAUGUGAGAACGAUAAAACAAUUUGAAAUAAAAAAUGUCUCCAGAUCUCUUAAAAGGAAGCUGGGGCAGCUUUCUGUAGCGCACUUCCCAAAAAUGGGCUGAUUUACCUCAAGAGGCAGGGAUUCUAGCCUACAUGGGAUACAUACAGGAGAAAAAAAAAUCAGAAAAAGAAAAGAGAUUUAAAUAUAAAUAAAUGAAAAUAACAAUUCUCCCUCAUUAUAAAGGAAAUCAUUCUUUUUGUAAUAAUUUGGAUGACAAAUAUUAAGAAAAAUCUUUAAUUUGCCACUCAAAACAUUGUGGUUUGUUGCUUUUUAUACGUUUUUAUGCACAUAAACCUUUUAAAAAGUAGAAUCGUAAUAUGUAGUCUUUUGUCCCUUACUAUAUUUUGGGCAUAUUUCUGUGGCAGUAAAUAUAUCCUGGCAUCAUCAUUUUUAAUAGCUGGAUGUAUAUUAAGUUAAUCACUGCCACCCCAGAGGUGAAUUUUCUUAUACAUACAUUUUAAUGGGCUCGAGCAAACAUUUUUGGACUGAAUUCAUAGAAGUAGAAUUUCUGGAGGAAAAUAAUUUUUAGAGUUUUUAAUAGAAAUUUUCAAAUCAUUCUCCAGGAAAAGUGACUCCGGUUAUACUCCCACCAACAAGGACAGAGCUCCAGGUUCUCCUUUCCAUUUGUCAUCUUUCCUGCCUUUCUACAGAAAAUCUGAUUGUUUUCAUGACAUUUCUUUGAUUUCUUGUGCUUUUGAAUCUUUGUAUAUGCCAUUGGCCAUUUUUAUUCUUGUGAGAAAUGCCAGUUUCUCCAUUGCCCAUUUUCGGUUGAAAAUCAUUUGUUUUUUUCUCAGUAAUUUUAAAGAUUUCUUUAUAGACUAAGGAUGCAAGCCUUUUAUCUGUCAUUGAGGUUACAAAAACUUUCUCCCAGUAAGUAAUUUGUCAUUUCAUUUUUUCAUCUUUUCUUUUUCCUUUCCUUUCCCUUUCUUUCUUUCUCUUUUUUUCUUUUCCUUGUUUCUUUCUUUCUUCUUCUUCUUCCUUCCUUGCUUUCCUUUUCUUUCUUGCUUUCCGUUCUUACUUUCUUUUCUUUUCCCUCCCUCCCUCUCUUUCUUUCCUCUUUUUUUCUCUUUUUCUUUCUCUUUUUCUUUCUUCUUUCCCUCUCUCUUUCUUCCUUUCCUUUCUUUCUCUUUGUUCCCUCCCUCCCUCCUUCUUCCCUUUUUUUUCUUUCUUUCUUUCACUAGCCAAGCUCCAAAGUCACGUUUCACUUAAUUUUUAUCCUGCCAAAUUUGAAAGCCUUUUAACUUCGUGAUUUUAGUGUAAACAGGAGCAGCAGAAAAUGUAAUUAUCUAAGUCUCGCUCUGUCACCCAGACUGGAGUGCAGUGCCAUAAUCAUAGCUACUGCAGUCUUGAACUCCUGGCCUCAAGCAAUUUUCCCACCUCAGCCUGCCAAGUAGCUAGGACUACAGCUGUGUGCCACCACACCCAGCUAAUGUUCAAAAAUUUUUGUGGAGAUGUGAAUUCUCUAUGCUGCCCAGGCUAGUCUUGAACUCCUGACUUCAAGUAAUCCUCCCACCUCGGCUUGCCAAAGUGCUGGGAUUACAGGUGUCAGCUACUGCUCCUGACCGAGAGUUUAGUUUUGUUUGCUAGUGGUGUUCUUGGCAUCUUUUCAUAUUUGAGGUUUUGGGCUAGUGCUGAAGUAUUACACUCACCAUCCGAGGUCUACAGGACUUUUGGUUUAAUAUUGAACAGAUGGAACUGUUUAGUUCUGCAUCUUUGCAGGUAUACAGAAUGUGCCUACCAGGAAUCUGCUUUAUAUCCAUUGAAAGCAAGAAAUAAUACAGUAAAACUUUGCCUGGCUAGAGGCUUUGAAAGAAUGGCGUAUUCUGGUUUAAUUCUAUUACUUUGGAAGUAUGAAGGUGAAAAAAAUUCAAAACUUAAAUUUCCUGUUGAAUGCAAUUUGAAAAUAUGGCCAAUGAUUCCACUUUUCUUCUCUAGUAAGGUUGGACAUUCUGAUCUACUUGGUGUUUUAUUAUAGAACUGCUAGUGUGCUUGAGUCUUACAUUGUGAAGAUACUUUUUUAAAACUUGAGAUGUAAGAGGAUGUAAAUGGUUUUGUAGAUCAGGCUGGAUGAGAACGGACACUUGUAAACAUACUUUUUAGACUAAAUCUCUGAUUGCCGCUUGUUUUUCUUAUGGAACUCAUACAAAUAAAACACAUUGGAUGGAGGGUGCGAGUAGGAAGGAGAUUCUUGUCUUUUAAUUGCAUGUCAUUGUUUCAUAACAAGGCAGAACAUAUGGUAACCCUGGCUUUGGACCUACAGAAGGAAACACAUUUUACUACCUGCUGUAUGCCAGAGGUUCUUGAACACUUGGAGGGAUGACUGCAGCACAGAUUGCUGAGCCCUACUCCAGAGUUUCUGAUUCACCAGGUCCAGGGUGGGGCCUGAGAAUUUGCACUUAUAAAAAGGUCUCAGGUGCUGCUGGAGCUGCUAGUCCAUAGACUACAUUUUGAGAACCACUCUUGUCUAUUAAGUGUAAAUUGUAGAACUCUAGAAAAAAGCUUAGUUCGGUCUGAGAUAAGAAGCACACAGGUUAUGGAGAAAAUCAUGAAAGAUUCAACCCUUGAUCCCAGCCUAGUGUGGAUUUCAGGUAACAAGCAGUACACAGUGACAUAACACAAUUCUUGGUUUUCAUGAUUGCAAGUCACAGCCAGGUAUCAAGUGAGGAAUUCAGUUUCAUUUGCAAGGCUUAGAGAGGCCUGGUGAGUCUAGAAAAAUGGGCCUUGUAUUUGUUUUAAACCAGUAAAGAGCUUUAAGUGCUUAUUAAAUUGGAAGUUUUGUGUUCCUACUUAUUUUGUAUCUUAUUUUAUUUUAUUUUAUUUAUUUUGAGAUGGAGUCUUGCUGUGUCACCCAGGCUGGAGUGCAGUGGCAUGAGCUUGGCUCACUGCAACCUCCAUCUCCUGGGUUCAAGUGAUUCUCCUGCCUCAGCCUCCCAAAUAGCUGGGAUUACAGGCACCCACCACCACACCUGGCUAGUUUUUGUAUUUUUAGUAGAGACAGGGUUUCUUCAUGUUGGCCAGGCUGGUCUCGAACUCCUGACCUCAGGCGAUCCGCCCACCUCGGCCUCCCAAAGUGAUGGCAUUACGGGGGUGAGCCACUGCAUCCGGCCCAAAAGCUUUGUGUUUUUAAAGGUGUUAGACAUGUUUCUUGUUUUUAAAAGAAAUCUUAACAAUAAUAUAGACAACAUUUUUCCAAAAAAGAGAAAUCAUUGUGAUUAUUUUCUGUUAUUGGAAUGUCGGUUACUAUAGUUGGCUUCAUUAAUCAUCAAGCAUGCUAUGGAUUUUCCAUUUUUAUAGGAUCUAUAUCUCAGUUAAGGUAAUACUGGUAAAUCUCGUGCUCCACUUGAAGAUGAAAAAUAUAGGCCAAAAUCAUAGACUUUGCAUAGAAGCUGCAUAAUGAAGACAGCUCUGGAGGAACACAUAGGUACACACAGACACACAUAUAUAAAGUAUACACACAUAUAUUUUUUAAAGUUUAUUUUUUUACAGUUUUAAAGCUUUUAAAGCAAAAGCCAGCCCCUCCCCUCUCACAGAGUGGGCAGCCCCUCCCCUCUCUCUUAGUGGGCGGGGACAGCAGUUGCAUGGGCAGCUUGCCUUAUGAUGCCACAGGUCCCUCUGGACAUGCUGCUGCCUGGCCACGCCUCCUUUCCCUUUCAUCUUUCUCACUGACCAAUGGGCUUGGAGCAUUAAGGCCACGCCCCUAUUCUGCGUUCCAUUGGUGCCCUGGUUACGCCACCUGUGGCUCAGUCACACAGCUGCCUUGUAGGUGACUGGAGGCAUUCAGCAGUGCUCACUGGGAUUUUGCUGAUGUGGCCCCAACCCCGCCUCCCUCCCCACGCCGCGAUGUCAGAAAAAACACAACAGGGGAAAUUGGCCGCAGCCAAGAAAAAGUUAAAAGAAUAUUGGCAGAGGAAGAGCCCUGGCAUUCCAGAAGGAGCUAACAGGAAAAAGAAAAUCAAUGGCAGUAGCCCUGACACAGCCACUUCUGGUGGUUACCACUCACCUGGGGAUUCAGCAACAGGUAUCUACGGGGAGGGCCGUGCAUCCUCUGCUACCCUGGAGGAUCCGGAGAGCCAGUACCAAGAACUAGCAGUGGCCCUGGAUUCAAGCUCCGCAAUAAUCAGUCAACUCACUGAAAACAUCAAUUCACUGGUUCGCACAUCAAAGGAGGAGAAGAAGCAUGAGAUACAUCGGGUACAGAAGCUUGGGGGGUACCAAAACCAGACGGCUGAACCCCUGGCCCCAGAGCCCCCAGCAGGGCCAUCUAAGGUGGAGCAGCUACAAGAUGAGACCAACCACCUAAGGAAGGAGCUGGAGAGUGUGGGAAGACAGCUCCAGGCUGAGGUGGAAAACAAUCAGAUGUUGAGUCUCCUGAACAGGAGACAGGAGGAGACGCUAAGUGAACAGGAGGAGAGGCUACGUGAACAGCAGGAGAGGCUACGUGAACAGGAGGAGAGGCUGUGUGAACAGGAGAAGCUGCCAGGGCAGGAGAGGCUGCUGGAAGAGGUGGCGAAGCUGUUAGAACAGGAGAGGCAGCAGGAGGAGCAGGAGAGGCGGCAGGAGGAGCAGGAGAGGCUGCUGGACGAGGUGGAGGAGCUGCUGGAACAGGAGAGGCUUCGGGAGCAGGAUGAGAGGCUGUGGCAGCAGGAGACUCUGCAGGAGCUGGAGAGGCUGUGGGAGCUGGAGAGGAUGCUGGAGCUGGGUUGGGAAGCCCUCUAUGAGCAGUGGGCGGAGUCACACAGCGGCUUCGAGGAGCUGAACAACGAGAACAAGAGCGCACUGCAGUUGGAGGAACAAGUAAAGGAGCUGAAGAAGCCGGGUGGAGCUGAAGAGCCAAGAGGCUCCAAGUCUGCAGCAGCAUCAGGACCAGUACCUGUGUAUCGCUCUAGGAGCCCCGAUCCCACAGGAGCUUGGGUGUGCGGAGAAGCAGGGUGGACUCCCCAGGAGCACCCAGGCUUGGGUGGAGAAGCUGUUGGUACAGGAGAGGCGGCAGGAGGAGCAGGAGAGGCUGCAUGCCAUUCUUUUCGGGCUGCCGAGAACAGGGAGAUAAACAUCACCAUCAUCUAAGAGCUGGUCAAGAAAUUAAAAAAAAAAAAAAGUUAAGGGGUUAAUCUCCCACACAAUUCAUUUACUUCAUUUGAAUGUUAGAGCCACUUAUGUUUAUUUGUGUUUCUAAUUUAUAGUUUAAAUUUAUUUGUGUUUCUAAUUUAUAGUUUAAAUUUAUUUGUGUUUCUAAUUUAUUGUUUAAAUUUAUUUGUGUUUUUAUUUUAUAGUUUAAAUUUAUUUGUAAAAGGUUAAAUGAGAGUGGGUCUUUCUCUCAUGUUCACUCUGGCAUCUUUUAGCAUUUUUUAAAAUUUGAUAAUUAUAAGGCGUUAGCAUGCAUAUCAAGUUUGCCCUUAUGUGGUGGGAGUUCAAACACACAAAGACCCACUAUAUGCACACAACUGUUUUGCUGGUUUGGGAUAGGCUGCCAUGCUUUUUUAAUGUUAGUACAGCAUGUAUAUUCAUUACAGAAUUCAGAUAAAAUUUCCUUAUGUUCUGCUGUUAUGUUUGAUCGAAUCCUAAUCACAGUGAGCUCUUCAUUAGCUCAACAUGUGGUUUGCCCUCAAGUGCGCGGUCUAUUACUUUGUAAUAUGCCACUGUGAGUACUGACAUUUACAGUUGUUUAAAGGUGGAGCACUGGAAACAGCCUUUCCCCCUUUUUCUGUGUAUUGGGGAUGGGAGUAAUAACAUUUUGGGGAGGUUUUUAAAUCUCCCAGAAGAGGAAAGUAGCCUGCUCUGGCAGGUGUGUGCAGGAUAGAAUAUGUUUCAUUUGUUCCGGUGCCAAGAAUGAGCACUGUACUAUGGUAGUUCCCUUAGGAUUUGUAUGUGCUCUGGGAUCAUGAAGAUACUGCCUCAUGAGCUGUGGCAGUUGUCCUCUUUUUUGACGACCUGAAAAGGGAUUAUUUCUGAGGAAUGAAAGGCUCCCAUCAUGACUGUGGAUGUGGAAAACCUUUUCUAGCUGAGAGCAUUUAUAUCUACAAUACAUUUUAAAGUCAGAGUUCGUGUUCCCUGUUUUAAUCACAUGACUACAUGUCCCAGUACACAAAAGGGCACUGGUUGGCAUUCUCCUUAAUGUAUUUAGUAAAGAUCAGAAGAAAUCCUUUAAGAGUUUAAAUGUCCCUGGAACAGGCAUAUACAGGCUCUAGUCAAGAAUGAAUUCGAGUGAAGGAAAGCUGUGUGACACCUGGCAUUCCUCUAUGUUCAUGGAGCUUAUUUGAGGCUAGAAGAUGGAUUUUACCAUCUAGACCUCUCUGGCUAAUAGCUAGUCUUCAACCAUCUGACACUGGAAUUUACUUCUUUUCCUUGAAUGGAGAACACUUUAAAAAUAAUAACAAACAUUAUUAUAAACUAAUAUAUGUGAGAGUACCUAGUUGAAACAAAAAGGAGUUUUAGUAGACAGCAUUAUACUACAUUUGAAAAUCAAGGAGCAGUUUAUGCAACUUAAAAUGUUUACAAACUGCAGCGCAAUCUACUGUUUGUGACUGUCAAAGUGUCAUGAGGAAAGUGUCUAUACAAUCACAGAGUUAUAUUUCCUCACAAAGUUCUUUACGUAGAGUGAAAUAUGUUUUUAUACCUCUCAGUUUCAGUUAGAGGCAUAUUUUGUGUAAUAUUUAUGGCUUAAAAUGGACUAAAGGUCCUGUUCUUGCCUUUUCUGAACUUGCCGCUUUUGCAUUCUUUGAGUUCAGUUUAAAGACACUUAGUUUAACUCCAUUUUAAACCCUCGGGCUAGAAAUCGUACCACUGUUAAUUAGCCACGUUAUUUGGUCUAACAGUUUUUCUUUUAUCAUUGUGAAACUGAGCUUAUCUAAUACAUUGAUAAAUUAUUUCCAAGGUAUUUUUAUAGUUCAAAUCGCUUCACUUUUACCCUGACACAUAUAAAUGACUAGGAAUGACCUUCAGAUAGCGUUUAGCACCUGUAACCAAUCUGACAAUAAUGUGUUCAUCAGGCACCUGUGGAUUAAAUCACAUACUGGCAUAUUUAAGCUGAAUGUCAGUCUGAAAAAUAAAUGUACUAUAUUAACUCAAAUACCACUCUCUGUGUAGGUAUUUUGUCAUAUGUUUAAGAAAAAGCUAAAGAGAAUGGAAAUCCUAUGACAAUAACUCAAGUCUUUCUUCAAAGUGCGUGCAGUCUCUUGCAGUACCUCAUUCAGCCAAGUAUUUGUUCUCUUCCUCAUUCAGGAUAAGGCAGCUUUCAAUUUGCUUAGAAGGCAACAUUAGAAGGUUAGAGUUCAGCAGAAAGAUAGAAUUUAAAAUGUGACUUCAACUGAAUAAAUUUGAAUUUCUUUAGGGAGUAAAGAAUCAAAACACCUAUUUAAAGACUGCAAAAUAUGAUAAUUAUUUUUAAAGUAAUUGAUUAAACCUGGUAGGUUUUCCCAAAAUGAAAAACAAUCAGUUCUAAAACCAAAGCUGAUUUUUAGAAAAUGUGAAAAUGUAAGUCAACCCUAUCCAUAAUAGAUUCUCUAAAACCUUAUCUUACAGUCACUUUCAAGUAACUAUUCAAAAAUGUAACUGCUAUAUUAAUGUCUUAAAAUAAUUUAAAACAUUUUAAAAUAUGAAUACUGUAGUUUAAAACAAAGAAUCUAGGGGAAGGAAAAGUAGACAAAGAAAUGCCAAUUCCAGUCCAAAGCUGUAUUUGCCAAGUUUUCUUAGAAUGACUUUUACCGAUUUAUGAAUUCUUAUACACAGAAUGCAUGAUGGAAAUACUGAUUUUUGUCUAAAGUGGCAUUAUUGACUGCUUUUGUGAUGCUACUGUAAUGUAAUACAUUAUUAAAUUGUUUCAAGGUGC